CAACAAUUCACAGUUUUCCAAUCGAAAAUUUUCUCUCUCUACCAAAUCUUAUACUGUUCUACACAAACACAGCAAGGCUAAUAAUCAUAGAAAUGGCAUUGAUUCCGAGCUUGUUCGUCGGCCGAAGAAAUAACAUCUUCGACGUGUGUGACCCUUUCAAGGAAUUCGCCUUCUCUUACCCUUCUCUCUCCGGCACGGAAGCUCUGGUCAACGCUCGCGUUGACUGGAAGGAGACUCCGGAGGCCCACGUAUUCAGCGCCGACGUGCCGGGGCUGAAGAAGGAGGAAGUCAAGGUGGAGGUCGAGGACGGAAGAGUUCUGCAGAUCAGCGGAGAGAGGAGCGUCGAGAAGGAGGACAAGAAAGACACGUGGCAUCGCGUGGAGCGUAGCAGCGGAAAGUUCCUGCGGCGCUUCCGGCUACCGGAGAACGCGAAGACGGAUCAAAUAACGGCUUCGAUGGAGAACGGGGUUCUGACUGUUACUGUGCUUAAGGAGGAGGUCAAGAAGCCUCAUGUCAAAUCUGUUGAGAUCUCUGCUUGA
This is a messenger RNA of Morus notabilis, 539 nucleotides long. RefSeq names its product 17.5 kDa class I heat shock protein. Gene Ontology annotation, biological process: response to salt stress; response to hydrogen peroxide; response to heat. The record is from RefSeq and is a predicted model, not a curated record. The transcript has a single exon. The coding region runs from base 93 to 539 and encodes 148 amino acids. NCBI's taxonomy places the organism in Eukaryota, Viridiplantae, Streptophyta, Magnoliopsida, Rosales, Moraceae.